AUGUGUUUGUAUGUUGGUGUACUUGAAGAGGAUGGCCCCGGAUCACUUCGAGAAGGAUGUCGAAAGAAAGAGCCGCUUUGGAUUGUGUUUGAUGUGUCAGGCACCAUUUGUCUCUCAUCUUACCUGAACGUGUCGUCCUAUAAGACUGUUGAUGGCCGAGGCCAGAGAAUAAAACUUACUGGGAAAGGCUUGAGGUUGAAGGAAUGUGAACAUGUUAUCAUAUGCAAUUUGGAGUUUGAAGGUGGUAGAGGACCCGAUGUCGAUGGCAUUCAAAUAAAGCCUAAAUCCCAGCACAUUUGGAUUGACCGGUGCAGCCUUCGCGAUUAUGAUGAUGGACUUAUAGACAUAACGAGGGAAAGCACCGAUAUCACCAUCUCUAGGUGUCAUUUUGCGAAGCACGACAAGACGAUGCUCAUCGGAGCAGACCCCUCUCACGUCGGGGAUAGGU
Messenger RNA from Morus notabilis, 448 nucleotides. RefSeq names its product probable pectate lyase 4. The transcript has 2 exons. Gene Ontology annotation, molecular function: pectate lyase activity. Lineage: Eukaryota; Viridiplantae; Streptophyta; Magnoliopsida; Rosales; Moraceae. The record is from RefSeq and is a predicted model, not a curated record. The annotation marks the transcript as partial.